AAUGCCAGUUUAUCAAAGGUUUGCAGAAAACAAUAAAUUAAUAGAAAUUUUAUUAUUCAAAAAAUGAGGUGCAAGCAUCUUCUAAUCUUUUAAAAACCUUUGUAAUAAUAUUUUGAAGUUUUGAGCUAAUAAAGUAGCAUACGUAUAAUUUCUUAAUAGACUGAUCAAUAAAAUUGUAUACAGAAAUUCCCGUGAAAAAUUGCAGUUUAAGAAAUUUUCUAGAAAAAUUUGUUUUGUGAAAAUGAGUAAGCCAGCAACAAACAAUUUAACAGACAUAGAAUUGAAAGAUCAUGGGAAUAAACUUUUCUCAGCCAAAAAGUUUGAAGAUGCGAUAACAUGUUAUUCGAAAGCAAUUAUUAAAAACCCCAACAAUGCCACUUAUUUUACGAAUCGUGCUCUUUGCUACAUAAAACUAAAGAAAUUUGAUUUAGCUUGUCAAGACUGCCGGCGGGCUCUCGAUAUGGAUCAGAAUCUGAUCAAAGGGCAUUUUUUCUUGGGAUUAAGUUUAAUGGAACUUCAAUCUUAUGAUGAAGCUAUUAAACAUCUUCAGAGAGCUCAAGAUCUGGGCAAAGAACAAAAAUUGAAUUUCGGUGAUGAUAUUGCAUCGCAAUUACGAAUGGCAAGAAAAAAACGUUGGAAUUUGCUUGAAGAAAAAAGAAUUGCUCAGGAAAUUGAAUUACAAACAUAUUUAAAUCAACUCAUUAAAGAAGAUAUGGAGAAACGUUUAGAAAAAUUAAAAAUUGAUGACAAACUAUCUGAAGAUUUACACGAAGAAGAAUGUUCAAAGAUUGAACAGCAAUGUGAAAAUUAUACGACUGAACUGAAUAAUAUGUUUGUAAAGGUUGAUGACCGUCGCCGUAAACGUGAAGUUCCAGAUUUUAUUUGCGGAAAAAUAAGCUUUGAAAUUCUUCAAGAUCCCGUCAUUACACCAUCCGGUAUCACAUACGAAAGAAAAGACAUCGAAGAACAUUUGCAACGUGUUGGCCAUUUUGAUCCUGUUACUCGUGUUCCUUUAUCAGUUGAACAACUGAUACCAAAUUUCUCAAUGAAAGAAGUCGUCGACACUUUCAUUCAGGAGAACGAAUGGGCAUUGGAAUAUUAAGUUUCUUUGAGUUUAUCUGUAAAUAUGCUUUUCUUUCCUUACAUCAUAAAUCUUUAUUUUCUUCCACUUUGUUCAUGUUACAAUAAAAGAUUUUGUUUUCUUUAAUAAAUUUUAUUUUCAAAACAAAGGAACAAA
Clunio marinus is the source of this 1237-nucleotide messenger RNA. Lineage: Eukaryota; Metazoa; Arthropoda; Insecta; Diptera; Chironomidae. The record is from the annotation of a GenBank genome assembly.